This is a messenger RNA of Trichechus manatus latirostris (Florida manatee), 1922 nucleotides long. RefSeq names its product serum/glucocorticoid regulated kinase 2 (gene SGK2). NCBI's taxonomy places the organism in Eukaryota, Metazoa, Chordata, Mammalia, Sirenia, Trichechidae. Gene Ontology annotation, molecular function: ATP binding; protein serine/threonine kinase activity. Gene Ontology annotation, biological process: protein phosphorylation. The transcript is spliced from 13 exons. Gene Ontology annotation, cellular component: cytoplasm; nucleus. The record is from RefSeq and is a predicted model, not a curated record. The coding region runs from base 186 to 1289 and encodes 367 amino acids.
UUUGGGAGCCCAGGCAAGUAGGUGACAGGUUGCUCCUGACUGGGAAGGUUGCUUGGCAAGUCAGGAUUGGGUUUCCUGUCAGAAGGACCAUGAUGAGGGAGAGGAUAGAGCCGUGCUCAGGGCUGUUUCCCAGGACCUGAGCUGGAAUCCAGAGUUUUCAGAGCCCACCUGAUCACUGAUACAAAAUGGACUGUAGCCCAGCUGGGACCCCCAGUCCACAGCACCUGAGGGUCAAUGGGAACAUCAACCUGGGGCCUUCAGCCAACCCAAAUGCCCGGCCCACCGACUUUGACUUCCUCAAAGUCAUUGGCAAAGGGAACUAUGGGAAGGUCCUACUGGCCAAGCGCAAGUCCGAUGGGACAUUCUACGCAGUGAAGGUGCUACAAAAAAAGUCCAUCUUAAAGAAGAAAGAGCAGAGCCACAUCAUGGCAGAGCGCAGUGUGCUUCUGAAGAACGUGCAGCACCCCUUCCUCGUGGGCCUGCGCUACUCCUUCCAGACACCCGAGAAACUCUACUUUGUGCUGGACUAUGUCAACGGGGGAGAGCUCUUCUUCCACUUGCAACGGGAGCACCGGUUCCUGGAACCACGGGCCCGGUUCUACGCUGCAGAGGUAGCCAGCGCCAUUGGCUACCUACACUCUCUCAACGUCAUCUACAGGGAUCUGAAACCAGAGAACAUUCUCUUGGACUGCCAGGGACACGUGGUACUGACAGAUUUCGGCCUCUGCAAGGAAGGCGUAGAGCCCGAGGAGACCACGUCCACAUUCUGUGGCACCCCAGAGUACUUGGCUCCUGAAGUGCUUCGGAAGGAGCCUUACGAUCGGGCGGUGGACUGGUGGUGCUUGGGGGCAGUCCUCUUUGAGAUGUUGCAAGGCCUGCCACCCUUCUACAGCCAAGAUGUGUCCCAAAUGUAUGAGAACAUUCUGCACCAGCCACUACAGAUCCCUGGGGGCCAGACGGUGGCUGCCUGCGACCUCCUGCAAGGCCUUCUCCACAAGGACCAGAGGCAGCGGCUGGGCUCCAAAGCAGACUUUCUUGAGAUAAAGAACCAUGUAUUCUUCAGUCCCAUUAACUGGGACGACUUGUACCAUAAGAGGCUGACUCCACCCUUCAACCCAAAUGUGGCAGGACCUGCUGACUUGAAACACUUUGACCCAGCGUUCACCCAGGAAGCCGUGUCAAAGUCUAUUGGCUGCACUCCAGACACUAUGGCCAGCAGCUCCGGGGCCUCAAGUGCAUUCCUGGGAUUUUCCUAUGCCCCAGAGGAUGAUGAUAUCUUGGACAGCUAGAAGAGAAGGCACCUGCGAAACCACUGAGGACAGCUGGUAUCAGUAAGGAGUUACCUUCAGCUCCUAGUCACAGAGACUCAAAGUAACAAUGGCUUAAAGGAGAAACAGGUUUAUUUUUUUUUUCCACCACAUAAGAAGAAUGGUGUUAGGUGGUCCAAGGCAAGUAUGACAGGUCCAUGGUCAUCAGACACUGAGGCUUUUCUGCUCUGCCACCCUGGGCAAAUGGCUUCCAAUAUUAGAGUUGCUUCAUUAUCAUAAAAUGGUUGCUGGAGCUGUAGCCAUCACUUUUGUGUUCUGGGCAGGGAAAAAGGAGGAAAGGGAGGGGGGAGAGCAAAAGGGCACCUUUAAAGAGCUUUCCUGGAAGGCUUACACAAUGACUUCUGCUUCCAUCUCAUUAGCCACCCAACCCUACCAGUAAUGGAGGCUGUGCUAUGCAGUUUAUUAGCUGGGCACAUUGCUACCCCUAAUAACAUAAGGGUUCUGACACUCGGGGAGAGGGGAAUGAUGUUGGGUAGGUAAUUAACACUCUUUACCAGAGGGUGUCUUGGUGUUUGGAUUUUGCAUCUCUAUGUGUAGAAUAAGACAGAUGUAACAAGCCUAUAGGGUAUCGCCCAACAUUUCCUGAUUAUUCUA